CUCUAAAUCCGCCUGUCAGGAAUGGACUUGCCAGUAAUGGUGGGACUCACCUGCCUUGUGGGCUGCAGUACCAGGGCUGGCCAGUGGGUGGUCCCAGCAAUCAGAGACUCAACCCUGCAGCCAGCCAAACACCUGAAGCUGAUUAUGCAGGUGUAUUUAGGGGAUGGCCAGACCUGCAGUCUGCGCCUUGGUGUGGGCCCCUGUAUCUUUUUCCUGGGCCCCUGUGAUCCGGACCUCUUUCUCCUGUUUCAUCCCUGGCUUGUACCCCGACCAUUCUCUGCCUGAUUACCUGUUCCUGUUGUACCUGCCUCCUCCUGUUCCUACCUGCACCUUGAUUCCCGGCCUGUUGCUGAUGCCCUUUGCCACUGUAAGGACCGUCCUUGUUAACGACCGGCCUGCCUGGUACUGACGACGCUUGCA
This is a messenger RNA of Staurois parvus, 420 nucleotides long. The record is from the annotation of a GenBank genome assembly. NCBI's taxonomy places the organism in Eukaryota, Metazoa, Chordata, Amphibia, Anura, Ranidae.